GGUCCCCAGCGCCGCCCCCGCCCCGCGCCUCCCCAGCAAACUUUUGGCACCGCCACAGCGCGCGCGCUUCCGAGCUCGGGCCGCCGGGCGCGCGGGGAGAGGAGGGCGAAUCCCGCCCCGCGCCCAGCCCUGCCCGGGGGCAGCCGCGCCGCCGGAACCCGGACCAUAAAUAUGCGGCGCGGAGCCUCCGCGCAGCAGAGCCCGCGCGCCGCCCGCCCUGGGUGCUGAUCCGCGGCCGAGCCGAGCCAAGCCGAGCCGGAGCCGGGAGCGCGUCCGCGUCCACGCAGCCGCCGGCCGGCAGCACCCAGGCCCCGCACGCCAGGACGUCGGAGUGGCCGCGAGACAUGCCACCGGCCCGGAAGCUCCUCAGCCUCCUCUUCCUCAUCCUGAUGGGCACGGAACUCACCCAAGUGCUGCCCACCAACCCAGAGGAGAGCUGGCAGGUAUACAGCUCUGCCCAGGACAGCGAGGGCAGGUGUAUCUGCACAGUGGUUGCCCCCCAGCAGACCAUGUGUUCCCGGGACGCCCGCACAAAACAGCUGAGGCAGCUACUGGAGAAGGUACAAAACAUGUCUCAAUCCAUAGAGGUCUUGGACAGGAGGACUCAGAGGGACCUGCAGUAUGUGGAGAAAAUGGAGAACCAGAUGAGGGGGCUGGAGUCCAGGUUCAAGCAGGUGGAAGAGAGUCAUAAGCAACACCUUGCCAGGCAGUUCAAGGCGAUAAAAGCGAAAAUGGAUGAACUUAGGCCUUUGAUCCCUGUGUUGGAAGAGUACAAGGCCGAUGCCAAAUUGGUAUUGCAGUUUAAGGAGGAGGUCCAGAAUCUGACGUCAGUGCUUAACGAACUGCAAGAGGAAAUUGGCGCCUAUGACUACGAUGAACUGCAGAGCAGAGUGUCCAAUCUUGAAGAAAGGCUCCGUGCGUGCAUGCAAAAACUAGCCUGUGGCAAGUUGACGGGCAUAAGUGACCCAGUGACCAUCAAGACUUCUGGCUCAAGGUUCGGGUCCUGGAUGACAGACCCUCUGGCCCCAGAAGGUGACAACAGGGUCUGGUACAUGGACGGCUACCACAACAACCGCUUUGUGCGCGAGUACAAGUCCAUGGCGGACUUCAUGAACACGGACAACUUCACAUCGCACCGCCUCCCGCACCCCUGGUCGGGCACUGGGCAGGUGGUCUACAAUGGCUCCAUCUACUUCAACAAGUUCCAGAGCCACAUCAUCAUCAGGUUCGACCUGCGGACCGAGGCCAUCCUCAAGACGCGCAGCCUGGACUACGCCGGCUACAACAACAUGUACCACUAUGCUUGGGGCGGCCACUCGGACAUCGACCUCAUGGUGGACGAGAACGGGCUCUGGGCCGUCUACGCCACCAACCAGAAUGCCGGCAACAUCGUCAUCAGCAAGCUGGACCCUGUGUCCCUGCAGAUCCUGCAGACAUGGAACACCAGCUACCCCAAGCGCAGCGCCGGCGAGGCCUUCAUCAUCUGCGGGACCCUGUACGUCACCAACGGCUACUCGGGGGGCACCAAGGUCCACUAUGCCUAUCAGACGAACGCCUCUACCUACGAGUACAUCGACAUCCCUUUCCAGAACAAAUACUCCCACAUCUCCAUGUUGGACUACAACCCCAAGGACCGCGCGCUGUAUGCCUGGAACAACGGCCACCAGACCCUCUACAACGUCACCCUCUUCCACGUCAUCCGCUCUGACGAGUUGUAGCUCUAGCGCCCCGAAGCCGAGGGUCCAAGUCCUCGCCUCUGAGGGCCCCGCCCCUCCCUGAGAAGCAGCUGCCAAAAUGAUACUAAGAAGACUAACGAUACUAAUUUUGAAAAAAAUAAAUAACAAAUCAUCAGCAACGAUUCUGACGCCUCCGUGUUCCUCCCACUCGGCUGGUGGGCGACAGAUUUCGGAAGAACCCCCCCCCACAUUUGCAGCUGGAACUGCAGCCCAGCACCCCCAUCUACCCCCACCCCUACUCCAGUUCCUCUCCAGCAGCAAGGCAAUGACUGUUGGCCGCUCCCGCCCAAGAGCAGCCUACUCUUCGGAUCGCAUGGACAUUCCCUGAGUCGCGGGCAGCGCUGAUAGGCGUGACGCUCCUGACUCUGCCAUGGGAACCCCCAGCCCCACCACCCCGGGCAGCCUCUGAGGAGGCAGGGGGAGCUCACAUUCGUUGAAGCUGCGUUUCCUGACCGUAUUGUUGUCUCUUAGAUUAACUGUGUCGAGGCUGCCAGUAGCUCAUGGACCCGUGUUUAGUACUUCCUGAAGCAAUGGGGGGCGUGUGUCCUGCACUUGCUGAACCCACACUGUUUGGACUCGCGUACCCCGUAGAUCUAUCGUGCAGUGUCUGUUGUUCUUUCCUUGAGGUGGUAACUUUUGUGCGUUUAGUGUAUGCGGUGGAUGUUAAUGCGAUGCCGUACGUAGUUUGGAUUGAUAAGUGGAUGGUUCUUGUUUCUAAAAAGAAAUCAGUGUUCACCCUUAUAGAGACCUAGUCAAGUUCGUGUUGCUAAUAAUCCAAGGAAUUCUUCUCUUCUUGUUCGAUUACCUGGAUGAUAUAACUGCAGGUGCAAAGGGCUUGUCUGGGAAACCCCGGUUUCCGGUGGGAAGGAAAGCCACAGAAGGCUCACUUUUUAGGUCCAGAGAGGGAAACUUUGUACUAUCCAGUUAUCUAAGGAACAAUAAAAAUAUUAGGAGAUGUU
This is a messenger RNA of Cavia porcellus (domestic guinea pig), 2695 nucleotides long. It is a transcript of the gene Olfm1, whose product is annotated as olfactomedin 1. Gene Ontology annotation, biological process: signal transduction. The record is from RefSeq and is a predicted model, not a curated record. NCBI's taxonomy places the organism in Eukaryota, Metazoa, Chordata, Mammalia, Rodentia, Caviidae. The coding region runs from base 345 to 1718 and encodes 457 amino acids. The transcript is spliced from 6 exons.